Molecule: messenger RNA, 1534 nt
Organism: Paralichthys olivaceus (Japanese flounder)
Lineage: Eukaryota; Metazoa; Chordata; Actinopteri; Pleuronectiformes; Paralichthyidae
Source: RefSeq, a predicted model, not a curated record
UCCCGUCCUCCAGUCCAUUGGGGGGCGGUAUAGCUCGAUGUUACAUGUAAUUUCAAAGGAAGAAGAGGUAAAAAGCGGUAGUGUACAUGUUCACGGGUUGAUGCUACAGGAGAGGUAACAGGGGCUGAUGUCCUGCGGUGAAAUGGACACGAAUGAGGACCUGGCCCCGACCACGGUCAGUAAAACUCUGCUCAUCCGCCACUUACCAUCUGAGCUCAGCCAGGAGGACAAGGAAGAUCUGCUGAAGUAUUUUGGGGCUGAAUCCGUCAGGGUGUUCUCCAACAGGGGUCGUCUGAAACAUACUGCCUUUGCAACAUUUCGAAGUGAGAAGUCAGCAGAAGAGGCUCUUAUCAGGCUCCAUCAGUUAGAGGUCCUUGAUCAGACGCUUGUUGCUGAGUUUGCCAAAGGCCAAGAUCAUGUGACUGUAUUAAAGGAUCCACCAGUGUCAGACAGUGGGAAAGGAGUUAAAGAAGAGAAGAAGAAAAAACAGGAUUCCCGAAAGCCAAAUAUUCCCCUUAUAGAAACUGGCAUUGCACCAAGCCUUGGGUUGAAAUUCCAACCCAAUCCCACUUUGAAAUAUUUAUACCCACCACCUUCCGACGGCAUUCUGACAAAUAUAUCACACACCCUCGUGAGCGUGCCAAAGUUUUACGUUCAAGUGCUUCAUCUGAUGAACAAAAUGAAUUUACCAUGUCCGUUUGGCCCAGUCACUCCCAGACCCCCCAUGCCGUUUGAGCUGCUGCCUCCAGCACCACCUAUCCCCAUGCCCCCUCCCUACCCUCCUGACUACCCCCCUUUACCAGAGGAGGAGAUGGAGCUGUCCAGUGAAGAGGAGUCAGAGUACGAUAGCGGAGACGACGAAGACAAGGAGAGGAUUGUUCGUCUGAUGGGCCUGGUCAACCAAGCAUGCAAGAGACCCAUGAGACCAAAAACAGCCUCAAAGAGAAAGAAGCCUAAGAUCAAGGAUCUACUCUAUGCUCCCAAACAAGACUCUCAGAGGUACAGCAAAGCUGCUCAUAAAGCAUCUUUAACCUCAGAAGUGGACGAGAUGGAGGUCGCUCCCUCUCUCAGCGAGGAGCUGGAGGUCACUGAAGGUUUUGGGAAGCUCUACCCCAGCACCCAGGAGUCCCAGCAGCAGGAGGAGCAGAGCGACGACGAUCAGGACCUCACCUCGGGUGUCAUCUCCAGAAAGGAGCUGGAGAAAGGACGGCUGUCAAGAGACGAGAUGAAACGGAUGUCUGUGUUUAAAAAUUAUGAACCCGGCGAGCCGACCUGCCGACUGUACGUGAAGAACAUCCCAAAGCAAGUGGAUGAGAAAGAGUUGAAGUACAUAUACGGGAGAUACAUCAACCCUUUGUCAGAAGACGAGAGAAAAAUGUUUGACAUUGUGUUAAUGAAGGAGGGGAGGAUGAAAGGGCAGGCCUUCGUAGGACUCCCCAGCGAGUGGAGCGCAGAGAAAGCCCUGCGGGAAACCAACGGCUACAUUCUUUUUGACAAACCCCUGGUGGUUGUAUCCUUUUAUCCCUCGGGUUGA